Prorocentrum cordatum is the source of this 993-nucleotide messenger RNA. The record is from the annotation of a GenBank genome assembly. NCBI's taxonomy places the organism in Eukaryota, Dinophyceae, Prorocentrales, Prorocentraceae.
AUGGCCCCGGGCCAGGUCCCGCCGCCGAUUCCGCCGUUCCCGCAGCUGGAGGAGGCGAGCGCGGCGAGGGGCCUGCGGGCCGUCGCGGCGGAGUUCGUGCCGACGGGAGGCGUGGCGGCCACCGAGGACCAGCCCGCCGACGCCUGCGCGCUCGACCCGGGCUCCUUCGCGGCGGCCGCCUGCGGGGCGGCCGGCACGAGCUGGUGGCCCGGCCCGGGAGGCGACGCGGUGUGGCUGGACGACGCCUUCGGCCUGGAGGGCCCCUACCUGUGGGACUACUGCCCCGGCGCCGGCGCCGCCCCGUGGCCCGCGGGCGCGACGGGCCCGGAGGUGCUGGAGGAGUCUAGCACGGAGAGGGAGUCAUCUUCGCCGCCGAAUCCACGGAACUACAAGACGGCGCCCUGCUGGCACUUCGGCCGCGGCAGGUGCGCCAUGGGCGAGCGCUGCCGCUUCGCGCACGGCCCCGCCGAGCUGCGCAAGCUGGACUCGGGCGUCUCCCGCGGCAAGCGGCAGAAGGCGCCGGCCAGGGCCUCGGGCCAGGAUCCGUCGGAGGACAUCCUGACCAUGUGCGGCGCGUGGGGGGCGCUGACCAAGCGAAAGCCUGGAGUCCUGGAGAGCACGCUCCUCCUGGACGUCGGCUUCUACCAGCAGCCGCUGCCGCGCCCGCCAGCUACCGGCCCCUCGUCCGCCGCGACGCGGCGCCUCGGGAGCCGGGGCUCCCGCGCUGCGCGGCCGUCGGGGCGUGCGCGGAGGACUCCGGGGCCCCGCGCGCCUGAGCCCUCCCCCCCCGCGCGGCUCGGCGCGCGCCGCGCCUGCUCGCGCCUCUGCCUUCCCUCCUUCGCGCGGCCUCCGCCUCGUCCUCGUCCUCAGCCUCCUCCGUGGGUGACCCACCGCCUCUUCCAUGUGCACGGGCCUCCAAGCGCGCCGGCGACGCCAGCAGGGUUGAAUGCUCAGGCCAUGUACGUUAGCGUAGGCAGUGCACGUGGGCAGUAA